UUGCCCUCUCGACCCCAUAUGCUAGGGGACUAUCCCAGGGCUCCAUCGUUUGCCCUCCGUCUGUCCACAUGAUUUCAGUGACCUCUCUUCCUAGCUCUUGGGGUGUGGCGCCUGGGUUGCUUACCACUCUGCCCCUGUCACAGGAAACGGGGAGGGACUCUGAAGUAGUCUGAAUCUGGACCAGGCCCAUCUCCUCUCACCCUGUGGGGUGGGAGAUGUACUCAGUGGCACUGCGCCCCGUUCUGUGUUCUCUAUACUGAGUUUGUAUACUAGAAACAAAACUUCGUGGGUCAGGUUACCCACUCUGACUUGUGAGGAGGGAGGUAGUCUCCCUCAUUUAGGAUCUGACCUGCCUUGUCUGUUUAUUUAAAGGGAGGAGUGCUUGAGAUGGGUAGAGGGGAGCUAGCUGUGUCUGUGGGGCCUUGGGAUGUGCUGAGCAGCACGGGAGGUGAGUGCUCACGGAGCCCGGUGACUUUCAAGGCCUGCCGCCCCACUCUGAGAAACUGCUUAAACUUCCUUGUGCUUAGUUCCUCUCUGGGAGAUGAGGCAGGUGAUACAGGUUCCACACAUUCCUUACCAGAGAACACUGAGGCUCAGAGAGGGAGGAGCUAGCCUUCCCUCACACAGCAUAACCAGUUCCCAGGAUCCCAAGGGCCCUCCCUCCCUUCCAACAGGUUUCCUCAGUAUCCUCUCUGCUCCUGGCCAGCCAGGGGUACCCCUUGCUUCCUCCCCCUUGCAGGGUGAGGGCCUGGGUGGAGCUGUGACAACCAGAGAGGGUGAGAACCCAGUGUGUGGGACUGAUGAGGGAGACCCCUCCCUCAGCUAGGCUUCUGUGGGGGUUGGGAGGGAGCUUGGUGGAAAGGGUCCACCCUAGCUUGUGACUGGGGCUCGGGGACCACUGAGGCCCCUAUGUUCAAACCUGGAACACACACAUACCGACAUAGUGUAAAUACUUGCUCAUCCCAGAAGUUAUGCCAAAGGCACUACUAGGAGUCAGUGGUUCCAGCCCCUUCUCAUAGUGAAAGUUACACACACACACACACACACACACACACACACACACACACACACACACGAAUGCAUGCUUAAUGGAAUUCACAGGGCUGACAUACCAGCUUUGAUCCCAAGAACUCGGUCUGGGUUGGGGAAAGGCCUGGCCUUUGUCUCUCUGGACCCUGGGCAGUCAGUCAUUCCUGUCAGAUGUGAGAGGGGAGGGUGAAGUAGAACUUGGGAAGGGGCAGGGAGGGGAGGAUCCUCAGGGAACAGGGAUGCGUGUGCAAGGGACGAGGGAUGGAUAACACCAUCUCAGAAGGUGUUUCCAAAGUUCUGUCAGUCACAUUGCUUGUUCUGGACAAACUAGUCCCUUCCCUCCCGACCUGAGGGAGCUGGCUGAGGCAAUUCUCCCAUGGUGUGGUGGGCUCCCCUUAGGCUUGUGUGUGGCUUCUUUGAUCAUAGCCCCCUGGAUCUCUGUCAGCCUAGCAGGCCCUGCCUGCUCAUUCCUUCCCUUCAGCCUAUGUGCUUCUGGACAGCCCCAGCGUGACAGGAUCAAUUCUCAAAGGAAGUCCUUACUCUCCUGGUAGCUUUAUUUUCUUAUUAAUUCAGUCUUUUUGGUACUAGGUAAUUCCCUGGGGCUCCCGCCCAUCCUCCCACCUAAAGAUGGCUCAGUCACCUCUUUCAGCUCCCAGGAUCAGCAACCCUCCUCUUCCAUUUACUUCCGCUGACUCCAUAUCAAGUGGGAAUUUUAUUGAUGGGCUUUCCUGGGAGUGAAAUGCUGGUACCAAAUUACCUAGAGAAGGGGGGCAGCUCCUGAGUUCAGCCUGUCUCUCGGUAUAAAUCUUCCUAUCUUGAAAGGUACCUUCCUUCUCAGCUUGUUCGCUGGGGCAGCCAAGGUGAUCACAGUGAUCCUCCUUCCACCAAUGCCUGUAGGAACCCCGUCCUGGGGCUGUCUGUGCUUAGGAGUAGGCCGUGGACAUGGCAGGCAGUUCCUUGUUCUCAGCUCCUGGCCCACAAACUCUAACCACCAGUGGUUCCCAGCAAGCAGGACUGACGCCAGGCCAGACACACCAGGCUGGCAUCCUCUGGCCUGCGGGUAAGAUUCUAGUGGAGAGCUUGCUGCCUGGUGGUCAUAGCCCAGCCCAGGGAGCCAAAUGGCCACAGAGGAAGGCAGGGAGGCAGGGAGGAGGGGGCAGUGGAGUUCACUGAAUUUGUGAGGAUUUUCAGGGAGGGAAGGACCCAGGGAGGUCCCAGUCAAGAUGGCAGGUGGAGGAUGCCCCGUCUCCUCCCCUCCGAGCCUGUGGAUUCCUGGGUGGGGCUGCUGAAAGGAUGGCAAAUGCUGGGGAACACAGGCAUUUUAGGGAGGGCUCCAAGUAGAUCGCGUCUCUGGAAGUCAGGUGAGGUCUUGGUGGUGAGGGGCCCAGUGAAAAGAUGAAGUUCACUAUGGGUCAUGAGGGGGAAAUAGUGAAUUACAGCCCUUUCUUUCUUCCUAAUGUGGGGGGCUCAAGGUUGCAACCUGGGGCCUUUUCCGCCCACUCCUCCCACCCCUCUCUCUCCACCCACAAGCCUCUGCGUGGGCUGUGGUUAGUGGUGGGGAAGUGUGAACUCAGAAGAGAGAGGAUGGAAACUCUGCACAGAGGUCAAGGGCAGUGUGGGGUGGGUCAGGACGGAAGUCGGAGACCCCCAUGUACCCUGAGCUUAGCCUCCUGCCCCCAGAGCCAGUAAGCCCAGGGCCCCCUCCUCCAGACUUCUCCCCCUCCCUACUUCCUUUCCUUUAAGUCUCCUUAGGCCUGGUACCCAGAGCACAAAGAAUUAACCUCUUAGCACUUGCAGCCACAGGGCACCCUGAGGGUGGGCAGGGGCUCUGCUGGUCUGGCGGACUGUGGGUUUGGAAGGCAUUUCCACCCUGUGCACAGCUGCCGGCUGGGCCCAGAGCUGAGGGCGGCCCCUGUCAUCCUUCUCCCUGUAGAGACAUGCACACCUUAUCGCUUAUCACUGAGCGGUUUUUGUUGUUCUUUGUCAGAGAGUUUUGGUUUGGUUUUUGUUUUUUAAGACAGAGGUUCACAUAGUUUUGAACUUGUUAGAGAGCUGAGGAUGCCCUUCUAAUCCUUGCUCCCCCAGGUCUCCCUCCCAAGCUCAAACGUUACAGAGUGUGCUACCAACUGAGGUUUUUAUUUAUUUUAUUUUAUUCAUUUAUUUAUUUUGAGACAGGGUCAUACUAUGUAUCUCUGGCAGUACUGGAACUCACUAUGUAGACUAGGCUGGACUGGAACUCUCAGAGAUGUGCCUGCCUCUGCUGGGAUUAAAGGCGUGUGCUACUAUAGCCAGCGCUUUUGUCUUUUUUUUUUUUUUUUUUUUUGAGACAGUAUGUCACCAUGUAGCCUUGGCUGGCCUUUAACUAAUGGUGGUCCUCCUUUUUCUUCUUCCCAAGUGCUCGGAUUAUAGACAUGAGCUACUACAUCCAGCAUACUAAAUCUUAAUCCAGUACCUUAAAGGCCAAAGCUUUGACGUGGCCUUUCUCACCCACACCUGUCUGUCUAGACUGGACCCGAGGUGAGGUGCUAUCUCUACAAAGCUUUAUCUUACUCUCAUAAACAUGAGGCACUAAGACAUUGAGGAGCCAGGGAUGGGCAGUCCAGGCAGGUCCCAGCUUAGAGUGACCAGGCUCACUGUUGACUGCUCGGGUGGUUCUGCAGGUAGGAGGACUUUUAUAAGAGGGUGACCAUGUGAUUUGUUGACCAAAUUGCAUCACUUUUGAAAGUGAAAGGGGACAUUGUUAAUUAUGCAACUAGUGUGAACAGGGACAGGCCUGGGCAAACUAGGAAGCCUGGCUCCUGCCACACUGUGAGCUACUCAGUCCCACGGUAUCAGGGAAACUUUUGGGCACCUAGCCACCUCACUCUGCCUGGGAGAGAGAGGCUGCCCUGAAGAGCUCAGGUCUGGGGACCACAAGUCUUAGCUGGUCGAGGAGCAUGAGGGCUCAAGGCUCUGGAAAGGAAGUGGUGGAGCACUGGCUUGUUGCAAAGCGACUUCCUCCUCCGCCAGCCCACAACCUCAAGUCCGCUCCACGGCCUGGUGCCUGUGGUCCCCUCCCUGAGGGUCUGGCAGGCGGGAAGACUGAUGCUGGGUGUGCCUGUGGGUGGGUGGAAAGUUUGGCCCCUAAAUUCCCCUGCUGGGCGGGGUGGCUGGGGCGUCGAGGGGCAGCCAUGGGUAAAGAUGGAAGGGUUGGGAGGGCCGGGAAUGCUGUUUCUCACAGGCCUGCAUCCAGGGAUGGUUCUGACCACAUGGCAGACCUUUCUCUGGCGUCCCUCUCCUCACACACCUGAUUCUGUCCCCAGCCCUUACACUGUACUGUGCCUGAUUUUUACCCCUAUUUCUUAUCCUGACCCUCAACUGUACCCAUAGCCAUGACCACAGAAGAACUACCAGCCCCAUAUGUAGCUGGACCCUCAUGGUGGCUGUCAUUCCGUCUUUAACCCAGUCUCAUGACUUGGCUGCAUUCUGGCCCUACGGAAUCCACCCUGUACUGAGUCAGGAGGCUGAGGGAGUCUGUGUGGCUCAGAAGCUGCUCUGAGGCAGAGAGGUUUGGGAGUGGGCGCUCAGAUCUUAGGUCUUCUGGUUUGCAGGUGCUUCAUUAGUGGCUGUGAAGACAAAUGCCCUCGGGGGGGGGGGUUGAGAUUUCCCCGGACUACUGGAGGGAAGGAUGAAUGACAUGUUAAAAAAGAGUGGGAGCCCCCCUCCUGCCGGCUCUGCUGCUGGUGCGCCGGCUUCUCUAAAGACUCCAGGGCUGAGGUGCCCAGAGCAAGUGUUUGAGCCACUGCUCUGCGGGCACCAGGAUCUGCCCCGUCCUUGUGUGCCUGUCAGCCUCCUUCACUCUUCCCAGGGUACAGCACUUCUCUCAACACCUGGGCCUCUUCCUCCUCCUGUUCCCUUCUGCUUUCUCCCUUCAUUUCUCUCACUUCCAUGAGGUUUGGGAGCCAUAUAAGUAAUGUCUAUAGCCUGGACUUAGGAAUCUGGGAGACUGGUGCUCCUAUCCGAGCUUUAAGGACACGGCCAAGUGACUUUACCUCUGUGUACCUCUUUUCUUACCUGUGAGGUGGAUUGGCUUAGAGUAGGUUGUGAAGACAAGUGAAGUUCCCAGCAUGGAGCCUGGCUCCCUAUCAGUGAUCAUCACCCAGGGCUUCGUGUGCUGUUGCUCACAUGACCUGUUUCUCCCCCAAGCCAUGACUGUGAAAAGCCUCUCAGGUGUGGCCAGGAAGUCAGGAAGCGGGGUGUGUAUUCAGACGCACGUGUGAGGCUCUGUGUUGUGUUGUCAAGUUGAGUUUUUUUUUUCCACUGAAUUGGCAGUGUUUUCAGUGAGUCACUCUAGUAUGCAACCAUCAGUGUGUGAGGAGAGAGAAGCCAAAGAAAGGGCAUGCCCCACAGGCCUGUGGGGUGUCAGGAGGAGGCCAGAGCAUGUCAGUCUGUCCAGGGUCUCAGAAGUCUUUGUGAGGCUGGGCUGGGGCUCUUAGAGGAUGUAUCAGCUUGCUCUGGGCCCAGUGUCAUCUCGGAGAGGGUUUGAGCUCUCUGAGCCAGGGGCUUCUUCAGUUUCUUGUAGCUCCAAUUGUUUUCCACUCCAAGGAGAAUGCCAGGCGCUAGGCUGUGGAAACUAGGGUGGCUCCUGACAAGGGAGCCAGCAGGGGAGCAAGGGGCCUUGGGAACUGAAUGUGACAGGUGAGAUCUCCCAGGCAGGGUGUGAAGGAGCCGACCUGUAUCUGUCACCUGAGAUGCAGCAGGGAAGGUGGCUGAGGAUAGCAACUGCUUUCUGAGCAGACCUGACACUCCACAACUGUACUGUCCUGAGCCCCCUGGCUCCCCUGCUGUGUGUGAAGCAUGAUCCUGCCCCCCCCAAGCCCCCAGUCUGACUAGGAACACACAGCUCCUGCCCUCGGAUUGCUUUCAGUCUAAAAACUGAGACUUCCCUGGAGGAGUCCCCAGUCUGGUGUGGGACACACCUGGACUUCCUGGCCUGACAGGAAGACAUCACGCCUUCGUAGACUUGUGAGAUGAAGCAGAAGAUGCGUCUUACAAACAUGGGACCUGAGAUAUGGGUGAACUUGGCGCUGGCCUACACAGAACUGACAGAGGAGCUGGGUCGGCUUCGGGAGCUGAGUUCCCUGCAGGGGAGGAUCUUGAGGACUUUGCUGCAGGAACAGGCCCGCAACGCAGGCCAAAGGCACUCACCGCUGUCGCAACGUCACUCCCCGGCCCCUGCGUGCCCCUCACCCUCCCCGCCUGCCCGACCGCCGCCCUGUGCCCCGUGCCAGUCCCCCGCUGCACAGCGCCGUUCGCCCGUGCCCCCGUGCCCUUCGCCCCAGCAGCGCCGCUCGCCCGCCUCGCCGUCCUGCCCGUCCCCAGUCCCACAGCGCCGCUCGCCCGUGCCGCCGUCGUGCCAGUCGCCCAGUCCUCAGCGCCGCUCGCCUGUGCCACCCAGCUGCCCGGCCCCGCAGCCCCGGCCGCCGCCACCACCGGGGGAGAGGACGCUGGCCGAGCGUGUCUACGCCAAGCCGCCCAGCCACCACGCCAAGGCCGGCUUCCAGGGCCGCCGCAGCUACUCGGAGCUGGCGGAGGGGGCGGCCUACGCUGGUGCCUCCCCCGCCUGGCUACAGGCCGAGGCUGCCACACUUCCCAAGCCCCGCGCCUAUGGCGGCGAGCUCUACGGCAGGCCGCUCAGCCCGCGCCGAGCCUUUGAGGGCAUCCGCCUGCGCUUUGAGAAGCAGCCAUCUGAAGAAGAGGAGUGGGCUAUGCCGGCCAGCCCGCCCAGUCCCGAAGCGGGCACCAUCCGCUGCGCUUCAUUCUGUGCGGGCUUCCCCAUCCCAGAGUCGCCUGCGGCCACCGCCUAUGCCCACGCUGAGCACGCACAGUCCUGGCCAUCCAUCAACCUACUGAUGGAGACGGUGGGCUCUGAUAUCCGCAGCUGCCCCCUCUGCCAGCUGGGUUUCCCUGUUGGGUACCCAGAUGAUGCUCUCAUCAAACACAUAGACUCCCACCUUGAGAACAGCAAGAUCUAGGGCACCUCUCCCACAAUUGGCUGUUUCUCUGUUCUCUCUCUCAUCGCCCCCCCAAACACUCACUUUGAAUGCUGCAUGAAUCUCGUGGGGGGCCCCUGCCCCUUGCGGUCCCCAGAUACCUCCACUAGCUACCGAGUCAAUGUGUGUGCCGUCUUCCCUGGUCCAGGCACCACUCAGCUCUGGCUCUUUCCUGGAGGUCGACCAAGGCUCUCCCCAUCUUCCUGGUUUCCACUGGGGAGCGGGGAUCUGGUCUGGGAUGAGGAGGAUAUACCCUCCACCUCUCUCUGCCUUUCUGUUCUUCAACAGGGUUGUCUCCAAGAGGAAGUCUAGUGCUCAGGGGAGGGAGAGGAGGAGGUGUCAAGAGCUCUGGGAGCCCCUUCCCAAAUGUCUGUCUUUCCUGGGCUGUGUUCUUCCAGGAAAGACCUCUUGAUAGGGUCUCAGAGCCUGCCCUGCACACUGAUGCCAGCCCUUCUGUCUCAUGACCGACCAGCUUGGGGCUCGUGGUACUGGGGAAGGAGGCAUCUUAUUUCUUGUUAGUCACUGCAGGCCAGCUCUGUUCUCCCCCUCUGCUCACCCUGGGAAACCAGGUGGCAGAGGGGUGGGAGGACCCUGCAGGCCUUGGAUGAUCCAGCCCAAAGGGGCUGCCUUGAGGCUGGGACUCCUGGGCCAUUACCCUCAAUCCAGGGAACUGUCUGCCAGCCUCACAGGCCUGGGCUCUUCAGGAGCCCCUGGCACUAAGGUGCAGAUCACCAAGGCAGAUGCCUCCCCCCAUCACCCCCACUGCAGCUCCUGACACCACAGGUUCCCCAGAGCCCAAGUGUGACUCAGCCUGUGUUUGCUGGGUAGGUGUCAUCAGCCCCUGCCUUCCAGGCCAGAACCUGAGAUUGGGCCCAGGGUGCUGUGGAGAUUAAUUUCAAAAGAGCUAACCCCCUUCCCAUACCUACCCACCCACCCCUAUAUUCCCUCUGUGAAAUCUACCUCAGAGUCCUCCCCUCAGAAAGACAGGGGAGUGGGAGGCUGGGGCCCCAGGCUGAGGUGGGAGCCUCCCGAGGGAGUCUGCUGCCCACUAUGAAUCCACCCCUCGCUUUGAGCCUCCCUGGGGCCUCGGCCAGCCGAUGGCAGUGAACGCCACUGUCCAUCGAAUGUGCCAUUCUGAUCCAAAUCUUCCAGGCCCCCUCCCCACACCCCUCCUUCCUCUGUGAAGGGGGUGAGGGGUAUGUCAGCAGGGAAGGGGCCAAGGACUCCAGAGACAUGUCAUUGUACCCUGAGUGUUCCCCAGGGAGGGGACAUGGGGAAGGGGGCCUGUAGAGGGGAGAGAGGGCCAAGUGCUCUCUGAACAAGUUGAAAGUCCAAAUAAAACUUACCUGUUCCAUCUG
Mus musculus (house mouse) is the source of this 8419-nucleotide messenger RNA. RefSeq names its product TBK1 binding protein 1 (gene Tbkbp1). The coding region runs from base 6039 to 7043 and encodes 334 amino acids. NCBI's taxonomy places the organism in Eukaryota, Metazoa, Chordata, Mammalia, Rodentia, Muridae. The record is from RefSeq and is a predicted model, not a curated record. The transcript has 4 exons.